Galendromus occidentalis (western predatory mite) is the source of this 1149-nucleotide messenger RNA. RefSeq lists its product as uncharacterized. The record is from RefSeq and is a predicted model, not a curated record. The transcript is spliced from 5 exons. NCBI's taxonomy places the organism in Eukaryota, Metazoa, Arthropoda, Arachnida, Mesostigmata, Phytoseiidae. The coding region runs from base 1 to 1149 and encodes 382 amino acids.
AUGCAGAAUUGCUUUCAGCUCCGAGCGACGGCUCCGAAUACGCUCGAGGAGGACGGGACCACCUCAGACAAGCAGCAUCAGCAGCAGCAUCGGCGACAGCAGAUCAUCACCAUCACGAAACGCAGCAGCAGCAGCAAGCGGGACCAUCCCGUCGGCAUCGAUCAUCGCAUCACCACGCACGGCACCACUUUUACCCUCGUCCGGACAGCCCCCCCCUCCUCCGCCAACAUUCUUCACAUCUUCAACAGCAGCAGCAGCGUCAUCGUCAUCAUCAACGGCCAACUCAAUCAGACGUACAUCAAAGCGGUUACCAGCACCUGGGACGCUCUUCAGCAACGGCAGCACCGCUUCAACCAUACUCACCGGUUCCACCAAGAAAUGUUCUCCCUCAAGAUGUCUAUCGAGGAGAUUAACGAUAGAUUGAAGAUCAAUCAGCGGAGAAUAAGACCGCCGUCGACCCCUCGUCUCCCGAAUUUGGGAGAGCUCAGCAACAAGGACGGUGGCUCUGGCUUGUCUGGGCCGGGCGGAUACCAAGACUACGGCUUCAUGAACCAUCUAGGCGGCAAAUUUUACGGCCCUCCGUCAGCUCAGGUCGGGCGCUCACCCUACAACGGUGGCUACGGGGGCGCGUACGACAGAGGAGCCGCCGCCGCUGGCAACGCUUACUCGCCGAUGUACGGAGGAGGCGGAAACCCCUAUCAGGCCAGGCUGUAUCCAAACCGGCCGGACAUUCGUCAGGUCGUUGUUUCCGUUCCCUCGGACUGCGUCGAAAUUCAGAACGGGCAAGCAGUGGCUAGAUACGAACUGAUUUCUAUUCGAGAAAAACACGGACGCUUCAGGAAAGCGGUUCCUCUAUUACACCCAUCUCUGGCCAUACUUCUAGGCAUUCUCAACACACUGCUGCCAGGAACAGGCACACUGGUGGCAGCAUUCUGUGUCCUCUGUGGUUGUCGGACGGAGUAUUCGAGCAAAGGACGUGCGUUUUUUCUUAAUCUGCUCGCGGCGAUGAUUCAGUCGUUCACGGCGCCCUUCGUUAUAGGUUGGGUGUGGAGUAUCAUGUGGAGCGUUACAUGUGUCAAUAUUUCGCUAAACAAGGACCUACAGGCGAUGAUGCAGCAGAGUAUGUCGGACACCGCGGUGCCUCUUUGA